Adineta ricciae is the source of this 240-nucleotide messenger RNA. NCBI's taxonomy places the organism in Eukaryota, Metazoa, Rotifera, Eurotatoria, Adinetida, Adinetidae. The record is from the annotation of a GenBank genome assembly.
AUGUCGAAUAUCAUUCCAUCCGAUACACAACUGACAGCACCAGCACCAGCACCAGCACCAACAACAACAACGGAAAACGAAUUAGACGAUCUUGUGUCUCAACUUCGUCAGACGAUCAAUAAAGGCGAUUGGCUUGUUCAAAAUACCUCAAAAAAAUGGGAAGAAGAAAAUCCCGAAUUAGCUAAACAAUGGCGUGAAGCAUUAAAAGCUAAUCAAACAGAUGACACAAUCGAACAAUAG